Aspergillus melleus is the source of this 1515-nucleotide messenger RNA. It is a transcript of the gene ergS, whose product is annotated as protein ergS. The transcript has a single exon. Gene Ontology annotation, biological process: phospholipid homeostasis. Bases 1 to 1515 code for a protein of 504 amino acids. The record is from RefSeq and is a predicted model, not a curated record. Gene Ontology annotation, molecular function: aminoacyltransferase activity. Lineage: Eukaryota; Fungi; Ascomycota; Eurotiomycetes; Eurotiales; Aspergillaceae.
AUGGCUGCCUCAUCAUGCGAGGAGCGGCCUGUCCAGUCUGGAAAAGGUAGGACCAAGCAGCCACGGCAGACUAAGGCGAUGAAAAAAGGACUGUUGCUUGACAGCGUGGGUCCAUCACUGUUACGUGAGCUAGACUCAUAUCCUAGCCGGCAUUUCUGCCUCGAUAAUUGCGAAUUACUCCCUCCAACCGACAAGUUCUUAUCCCCUCCACCUCAACACCCUCCGAGACUUAGUCGCAGCACCAGUAGUGACAACGGCAGCAGCGAUAGCAGUCGUACUCUCGUCGAUCACAGUUCAGGAUCAGAUACACCAUCCGACCAUAUCCUGGGCAAACCACGCUACCCGACAUUGCGCGAGCGACGAAGUUUGCCGUUCCUCAGGCGCAGACCACGAUCCAGUACGAAAGCCCCCAAGCAUGACCACGACCACGACUUCAGUACACGACGAGUUGUAGAAGCCCUGGCCCUGCGAUAUGGAACUGUUUCACACAUGGGUAUGCUCGACCGCAGCUACCGAUUCUUUGUCAACAAAUCCCACACCGCCGCUCUCUGCUAUAAAAUCCUCAAUCACGUCGCCAUUGUUAGCGGCGACCCUCUCUGCGAGUCCACUCGAUUCGACAGCGUCCUCGACCAAUUUGCCAUUUACCGAAAAGAACACUCGCUAGACAUCGCUUUCAUGGGGGCGAGCGAAACAUUCGCUAAAUAUGCGCGACAACGAAACUGGAACACAAUGCAAUUCGGGGUAGAGCGAGUCCUGAACCCUUGCACCAACGACGUACUCCUCGAGCGUAGCAGCAAGCGAGUCAUCGUCCAGAAUCGACAGCUCCUGAACCCAGAUAAAGGCGGCAUAACACUGGGCGUAUAUGUUCCCGCCUCCGGAGAAGAUGCAGCCUUCCAGUCCGAGCUGAUGUCCAUAUACGACUCAUGGCGCGAACAACGCAACCAAAGCAGCACGACAUCCCAAGCAUUCAUUACAGUUUACGAUCCCUUUGACUAUCCGAACCUCAUGACAUUCAUAUAUACUCGCGCUGCCGGCGGCACGGUGAACGGAUUCGCUGCACUACGACGCAUCGGCACACACAACGGCUACCACAUCGAUCCCUGCAUCGCAGCACCCGGCGCACCGAAGGGAAUGUCCGACCUACUCACCUACGCGGCGAUGGCACUGCUUCACCAUUCAAAUGUUUCCUAUCUAAGCCUGGGGUACGAGCCCCUUACCGAGCUAGGCGAGGUGACCGGCAUGUCACCGACCUUGGAGCGACUUACUCGGUCCUUAUAUCACCACACAUACCAGCGAUUGCCAAUUCACGGCAAGAAGGCAUACCAUGACAAGCUGCGGCCGGACCCAUGUCAGGAAUCGGGACUUUAUGUCAUCUUCCCGGCCGGGAUGCCGGGCGUGCGACAGAUGGUUGCCAUGGCGCACAUGGCCAAUAUAAGUAUCCGGAAGUUGGUUCGAACAAAGGUUGAAAACUCUCCUGGCUCUGGGAGACAGAAGGAAGCUAAGGAUGAAAAGUGA